This is a messenger RNA of Oryza brachyantha (malo sina), 881 nucleotides long. Its product is annotated as cyclin-dependent protein kinase inhibitor SMR10-like. The transcript has a single exon. NCBI's taxonomy places the organism in Eukaryota, Viridiplantae, Streptophyta, Magnoliopsida, Poales, Poaceae. The record is from RefSeq and is a predicted model, not a curated record. The coding region runs from base 138 to 515 and encodes 125 amino acids.
UACUCCUCUCUCUCUCUUCUUCUUCUUCUCUUCUUCUCCCACUUCUUGCACACGUCCAAGAACGAGAAUUCGAUCCCGUUCUGGUGAAUUCUCGCGCGAAUUCGCCGCGAAUUCGUGUUCCGGGAGGCGGCAAGGCAAUGGCGUCUCAUCCCGCCGACGAUGGCGGCCUGCCGGCGCUGCCGUCGAUCAAGACUGCUCCAUCGUCAUCGCCUCCGCCGCCCGCGGAGGCCGCGGCCGUCGUCUUCGUCUCGCCUUCAGCGUCGCCGCCGGUGAAGGAGGAGGAGGAGGCGGAGGCGGAGGAGGAGGAAGAGCCGUCGACGCCGACGUCGGAGGAGAGCAGGCUGAGGGCGCCGACGGUGUGCCCGCCGGCGCCGCGGAAGCCGGCGCCGGCGCCUCGGCUGCUGCUGGCGGCGGGGAAGCGGAAGUCGCCGUCGGCGGUGUUCGUCGACGUCCCGCGCGACCUCUCCGCCGUGUUCCGGUCGCUGCCGCCCAAGAAGCGGAUCCGGGCGUGGUGAUGCCGCCGAUCUGGCCAGCAAUUUACCAUGGCCGGCUUCUUGGUUUGGUUGAUUUCUUGGAGAAUUCUUCGAGUUCUUCCCUUCUUCUUUCUUUUUUUUCUUCUUUUUGUUUAUUUCUUCUUAAAUUACUGGUGUCCACGGCCAUCGUAUAAAUUAUAGUUCUUUGUAUAAAUAAGGUGUUAUUUUUAUGUGUGUUUUAUCUUUUUAUUUUUUUAUUUUUUAUGCUUUUGUGUGAAGGAGAAUUUGUAGCUGUAGAGUUGAGAAGGCUGUUUACUGGAUGGAAGUGAAAAGCCAAAAAAAAAGGUUGUAAGAAAAAUUCACAGAGAUCUUGGUAAUUAUGAUAGCCACCAAAAUUAUUUACUACCA